AAUCGGAGCCACGAUUGCAGAUGCAUCUCAGUGCCUCAUCUUAUUCUUCGAAUUUACUUCUUAUUUUAUGCGGAACGGUAUCGAAAUGACAUCAUGCGUCGGAGAAUUGAGGAUACUGUGGUUGUUGCUGACCCUGACAUUUCUUCUUGAUAGCACGCCAGCGAUGAGAAAGGUCAGCAAAGCUCCAGCUGGAUUCCGAUACACUAAGGAUUUAAUCGCGGAGGCUACGGAUCAUAGAGGCAGCAACAGACAUCAUGAAGAGGGUGCCGGCUCGAAGCAUGACGAGGAUCAUCACAACGUGCAUGGUCAUAAGGAUGAUAAGGGUUACAAGGCUUUCCACGAAUUUGAGAAAAGCGAUAAGGGACACCACGACAAGGAGAAACACAAGCAAGAGUAUGACGAGGAAGACGGCGAGGAGAAAAAGAAGCACGAAGAGGUUGGCCAUUAUGGUGAGGAGCAUCAUGGCGAGGAGGGUGAAAAGGAAGCGAAAUUUGGCGAAGAGGGCAAACACCAAAAGGGACAUAGUACAAAAGGAGAACACACUGUCUUCAAGAAGGAUGAAUAUGAGAAGAAGCACGAUUUUUAUGACGAAUACCACGAGGACGGAGGAAGCGAAAAACACGGUGGUUGGCAUGAAGAACAUGAGGGCAAGAAGGGUGGGCAUGAAAAGAAGGGUAACCUGCAUUCGGGACAUCACGAGGGUCAUCAUGGUGAACAUAAAAAACACGAGGGAGGUCAUCAUCAUCAUGAGAAAGAAGGUCAUAAAUCGGCAGAGGGACACGAUAGUCAUCACCAACAUGAUGAGAAACAUGGUUAUAAAGACGGACAUGCAUCAGGACAUAAAUGGUCGAAAUCAAAUCAUCAUUGA
Molecule: messenger RNA, 868 nt
Organism: Mycetomoellerius zeteki
Lineage: Eukaryota; Metazoa; Arthropoda; Insecta; Hymenoptera; Formicidae
Product: histidine-rich glycoprotein-like
Exons: 5
Coding region: 68-868 (266 amino acids)
Source: RefSeq, a predicted model, not a curated record